Messenger RNA from Hydra vulgaris (swiftwater hydra), 1616 nucleotides. RefSeq lists its product as uncharacterized. Gene Ontology annotation, molecular function: connexin binding. Gene Ontology annotation, cellular component: transport vesicle; trans-Golgi network; plasma membrane. The record is from RefSeq and is a predicted model, not a curated record. Gene Ontology annotation, biological process: positive regulation of Golgi to plasma membrane protein transport. Lineage: Eukaryota; Metazoa; Cnidaria; Hydrozoa; Anthoathecata; Hydridae.
AUUUUUUACAAAUUUAAAAACAAAUAAUAUCACAUUAAGAGAAAAAGAUGAAUAAGGAAAUUUCUGAAAAUGUUUUAGAAAAAGAAAAUGAAGAUUAUAAUAUAUUAAAUAAAGAGUUGUCAAAUGAUUACUCUGAUGAACUUUCUGAUGAAGAAAGAGUUUUAUUGUAUGAGAAAGCUAUGAGCUUCAAGCAGCUUGGAAGUAACAACCAUGCUUUAUUAUGCUUUCUUGGCUGUUUAAAAGGCUUGAAACCUAGUUCAAAAACAAAAUUUACAAUGUUACCCCAAUGCUUAACACAUAUAUCAGAAAUUUAUGCAUCAGCAGGAGACUAUCAGAGAGCUGUGGAGUUCAUGCAAGGAACCAAACUUUAUUAUGAAACUGCAAUUAUUGAGGCUGGCAUUCAAGUUGAUGAAUAUAAAAAAGAAACAGGUUCUGGUUACCAACCUUUAGAUUUAGAUCCAUGCUUAGAUGAGGCACGUCGAGCAAAUGAAUAUGAACGGUUAUCUCACUCAUGUCUUGAACAGCAAAAGUUUCAGCUGGCUCUUGAGUAUUGUGGAAAAGCCACUCAAUUAAGACAAAAGGCAUACGGAAAUGAGCAUCAACUGACAAUGAAAAGUUUAGAUAUGUUUACCUUAAUUUAUGCAGAGAUGGGUAAAUCUCAAUAUUCUGAAGCAAUGAGUAAAUAUGGAGACACAUCAAAAUUUGUAAAAGAGGAUGAAACCAUGAAAAAAGCAUCACAAGACAAUUUAAAAGAAGCCAAGGAAAAUAAAAAGGAGGUCAAAAUUGUUGAAGAAGAAGUGAAAAAAAUAGAGGAGAUGAAAAUAUUAGAAAAAGAAAAUCUUGUUGAAGAACCACGUGAAGAAAAUCGUAUAAAAAAAGUGCAGUUUUCUCCUAUUGUUUCAACAAGAACUAUUACAUGUGACAACGCUCCAUUAUCUGCUGGACAAUGGCAUAUGUUAACAUUUUUUUUUGUUUCUACAAUUUUAGCAAUAAUUACCACUAUACUAUGGUGUCAUAUUUCAGGCAGUUCAAUAUGUCUUUCAUUUCGCCAUUUGUUUUCACAAUAGUAAAUCUGAAAAUUUCAUAAUAAGUUGUAAAUAAAAUUUCUCUGAGCGUUGAACGUUAUGCAAAACGUUUAUAUUGUAUUUUGCAUAACGUUACAUUACGUUUUACAAAAUUAUUUGUUUUUAGUUUUUACUUUUUUAAGUAAAAAAAAAAGUUUUUUAUUAAAAAACAUUAAUUUAAGUAUUUAAAAUUUUUUUUAAACCUUUUAAUUGGUUUAGAAUAUUAAAAUUAUUAUCAUAAACAACGGGAAGGUUUAAAUUAAUGCACACAAAUUCUUUUAUAAAAUUUUUUCUAACAAACUUGAUAUAUUAUUCUUAGUUGGUUUGUGUCUUUUUUCCAUAAUAAUUUCAAUUUUAAAUUUGUUUUUUUUUUUUAACUAGUAAUGUAUUUUGUUUUUUUUUAGGUGUUUUUAGUUUUAAAUAAAUGUAAAUAUAAUAUUAUAGAUACAAAAAAUAUGCUUAAAUAAUCAUUAGAAUUGGGCUGUUUGUUAUUUAAGAAAAUGUUAGUUUGUCCAUUUUUAUUGAUUUAUAUUUAUUUAAAAUUGAAAUAUU